Messenger RNA from Staurois parvus, 296 nucleotides. NCBI's taxonomy places the organism in Eukaryota, Metazoa, Chordata, Amphibia, Anura, Ranidae. The record is from the annotation of a GenBank genome assembly.
CACUGGUGGGUGGCACUUCUGGGCACAGGUAGGUGGCACUGCUGGGCACAGGUGGGUGCACUUCUGGGCAUAGGUGGGUGCACUGCUGUUCACAGGUGGGCGGAACUGGUGGGUGGCACUGCUGGGCACCGAUCAUCAGGGUACUGAUCAUCAGUGCUCUGAUGAUUGCGUGAGGAAAGUGCAGCCGAGAACCGGAAAUUGCAUUUCCCGGUGAUCAGUGUGUCAUUGGACACGGCUGAUCACGUGGUAAAAGGCCGCUGUGAUAGGCCUUUUACCACAUCAUGUGAUCAGCUGUG